GUACUAAAAAAAAAAAAAUCAAUGUUAUUGUUCUACCAUUUUAUUUUCAUUUAUUUUCGUUCGAUUUGGAAAUUACUAAACUUUAAAGGUUUAUAUCAAGAAAAAAACCUGUCCCGUAUGGGUUUUUAUAGUUUUCCUGACAUCCUCAGUGCAAAAUUGCUUAUCUAAACUAUCUAAACAUCGUGAAAGGUAUCCUAGUAAAAAUGUCAAUUUCUAUUCUACUACUACCAGAAGAAGUUUUAAUAUUGUUAAUCAAAAAGUUAGAUACGGUUUCACAGUAUAAUUUAUAUAAUACAUGCACAUAUAUCAGAGAUAUUAUUGGCAGACAUAUUGUGGUGAAAAAAUGUCGGCUGUCUUUGAACACUCUGGCUACUGUACAGUCAUUGAAACUGAAUUUCUUCAAGGAUAUAUCAUACCAUUUACAAGAACUUAAUAUGUGUGGUGUUCCUGAUUUACGUAAGGUGCAUUUAUUACCAGUUAUGAACAAAUUGAAAAACCUUAAAACUCUGGAUAUUUCAUACACAUUUCUUACGGUUCCUGAUUUUGUUGAGAUUCACAAACUGUGCCCUACUAUUAGAAAUAUCACAAUGAAUUUCAUGCUUAGCAAAACUGACAUAUCAAUAGAAACAACAGCAAUAGUGGAGAUGCAAGAGUGCUUCAAACAAAUGGAAAAUGUGCAUUUUGUUGGUGCAGCAUACAAUUUGUUAUAUUCAAAACUAUCCAUUCUUAUUUUAAACAAUUCUAUAUUAAAUAAUUUGACAUAUUCAAUUUCACAGAGAGAUAUUCUUACGUACCAUUUAGAAGAGAAUAUCUCUUGGGAACCAAAAAUUAAGUUUAAACUAUUCCGAGUGUAUCUUUUGGAUUGGGAUAAAACAUUCACAUUGUGUUCUAGUUUUUCAAUUUUUAAAUUGUUUAAUUUUGGGAAGUAUGAAGUAUUAAUUAUUAUUGCAAAUACUAAUACUCUGUUUAUGCAUUCUGUUGUUGCUACACCUUUGUUAAAACAGUUUAUCAGUGAUAAUUUUAUGUGUAAUAUUGAGAGUUUUAUAAGAUUACACGAUUUAUCUGGAAAUGCUGUCAUAAUGAUGUGGGAAAAAGAAUCUGUUAAAUUUGAUAGUGAAUUUUAUUCACACCUAAAGAAACAGUUGGAAGAUUACUUUGUUUAUAAAUGUGAUGCACAUUCUAUGACUCCAUUACCAGAGAACUGCAAAUGGAUUUAUACAAGACCCACAAUGCCAGUUGUCACUGACAAAGAGUCCAAUUGUAAAGUGGGCAUGUUAAAAAGAAAACGAAAGGCACCCCAGAGUAUUGUAUUGGACUAUGAUAAAGUGUUUCAGCAUAAAGAAAAAUUGCAAUUAAAGAUUGAUUUUGUACAAUUACUUAAAAGUCCAGUAACAUUAUCAGCUAAUUGUGAUUAUUUAAAGAAAUUAACAUUUUUAAGUUUGUCAGGUUUAGCUUGUUUCAGUGUGGAAUUUUUCAAUAUUUUAUUCAGAUGUUGUGACAAUCUCAUCACUUUGGAUGCUGUUAUUCGAUCUGAACUGUUGGGUGGAUCACCCUUAUCAAGAUCUAUAGCAUUGAGUAAGAGUUUGAAAAAUGUAAGACUGGUUGAUAGGAAAUUUGAUUUUAAAUCAUUGUUUUUAUACUUAAGUCAAUGCAAGACAUUAGAAAAUAUUCAUUUGCAGAUAACUUCCUCUGUUAUACCUAAUGAUUUGCCAGAUCCUAGUAUUAUAAUUAAAAACUGUAACAACUUGUACAGCUUUAGCAUCAAAAUGUCAACUUUAGAUACUUGUGUAAUAAAAAAAUCAACAAUGUAUUAUAAAGUUAAAAAUCAAUUUGGGAAACACUAUUUGAAUAUAGAGCUUUACCCAGACCGAUUUAAAAAAUUUAGUUAUUAUCCAUAUAUAGAUGUAUUCAACAUUUAUCCAAUUAAACCAAAUUAAUUUUAUUUAAUAUUUGUUAUUGUUGUUUAACAUUUGUGGCAUAUUAAUUAAGAUUUUGCAUGAUUAUGAUGAUAAGAUACUCUUGAUUUAUGGUGUAUAAGAGAUGGGAAUUUUAGUAAAAUUUUAUAAUUAUUUAUAACAUGUUGCAAAGGAGAAUGUAAAAAUUUGAGUCUGAUCGGUACUAAUAUUUAAAAUUUCUAUCGAAACUGCCUGUAAAUGUUGUUGAAUAUGUUAAAUACACUAGUUAUCUCGUUUAUGCAAUAUGAUUACCAAUUUUCCCGUUACACCAAUCGAUUUUUGGAUAAAAAUCUGUUAUUUCAUAACUUGGGUGUCAUAAUUUUUAUUACGUCUAUAGGAGUAUUUUUGUGAUAAAUAUAGUAUCUUCUACCUUUAUAUUUAUUAUAUUUUACAGUAAUUAUUUAAGAUAUAUUUUAAUGUAGCAAUAAAAUACGAAAUAAUACAGAGUCAAUAUUAUAUUGUAGGUUUACAUGAAAAUGUUAAUCUUGUAAAAGACAAUGAUAUAAUGCCUAAAACUGCACUGCCACCACAAGCAAAUGUCAGCACACCUCUGUAGUACUGCGGGCAAGCUGCUACUUCAUCACAUUUGCUGAAAAUAAUAUAUUUUUUAAUUAGAAAAUAUAUUAUUGAUUAAAGGUAGUUUGAUGAAUUUAUUAAGUUUAUUACAACUACUAGUACUCGAUUAGUAAUACUGAUAUGACGCCCAUGAUAGAGCGCCGUUGUAAGUUUAUUAAAUUCACGUAACCAAUGAAUACAUAUGACUAUUUCUAAAAAGUGGAGAAACUGAAAAGGGACAAUAUACAUGACAUGGAUAUUUUUAUGUAUUUUAGCAAACUGUAUUACUACAUAAGUAAUGUAUCAAAAGUUCAUAGUAAAUAUAAUCUUCCAAGUAGAAGCAUGAAUUGUAUUAUCGUAUAUUUAGUACUAAUAUAAUUCAAAAAUUCGAAUUGCAUUAAAAAAAACUGUUUCUGUAAAUGAUUCUCUGUUGUAAAAUGCAUUUGCGUCAUAUUGCAAAUAAAACCAGGAAUUGUACGAUUUAACACGAUCGGUUGAUAGAGCUUAGAAGUACUUUGAUAAACAACAAACAUUUGCAAUAGCUGAAAAUUGCAGGACAUUGUUGUCGAAUAUCAUUUUUGACAUGUUUUGUAUUACUUAAAAAAAAAUUAGCGUGCAAACGUCUACAGUUGUUUCUGUAGUUUAGAAACUAUAAUUACUUACUAUUAUGAAUUAGUUUUGUCUUUUGCCACUUGAUCGCAAAUGACGCUGUUUGUCUAAUAAAAAAAAAAAAAAAAACAGCUAGUGAUUAGUAAACAGUCCUUUUUAUGUAAUACUAUUUUAUUAAUAAUCAACAAUCGCUCAUGUAUUGUUAGACGCACGCAUGCAUUCUAGAAGUUAGAAAACCGAUGAAAUAAAUAACUUCUAGGGUGUGUAUCAAGAUAAAACAUAUAUCAGUUUUUAAGUUAGACCUCCAGAAAUACAACUGUGAAAGCCACACCUAAUUUGGUACAGCAAUUUUUGUGUGAUACCGAAAAAACAUACAGACAGACAAUAUUUCUAAUUGUUUUUGCUUUUAUUGCUCUUCCCCUCAUAUUUUUUUAAAUAUUAUUUCUCAUAUAUAGACAUCGUCUAGUUACAAUUUUAUUAGUAAAAUUACUAUCAACUGAAUACAAUCAAUAUGAUUAACUAGGACCCUACCAUUCGUGUAGCAAAUUGUACGUUCAUAGCACGUAGACUUGUAUGUGAACUUUGUAUUUGCUCUGGUUUGCACUUAGUCCUCAAAAUAUGAGAAGUAUUUUUGUUACAAUUCUUAAAAGGACACCUCUGUGACAAAUUAUUACUUUUGAUUUUUGAAAAUUCUGAUAACCGUAUACCUAAAACUAAUAUUAAUAUAUACAAAUUCUGUGUCACAAAGUUUGUUAACGCUAAUAGCCGCUCACCGUUUAACCGAAUUUAAUGAAAUUUUCAAAAUUUGUGUUUUUUUUACUUCAGCUUAAAACAGAAUAAUUUUUAUCCCCAUAAUUGGCGCUGUUGUCUAGAUAUAUAUUUCAACAAAUAUUUAGUGCAGGAAAGUUUAUAUAUUUAUUAGCUGAUUUUGUAUCCCAUCUAGCUUUUACGCUUAGUACUUAAAUAUUGUCCCUUAUUGUGUUCCCAAACUUGUUGUACAGUUGCUGUCUUAAAAUGGUCUAUGAUCUCAGUAUGGUGCUAACUAAAUAUGUAUAUAGAUUUAUAAUCUAUUUAAUUUUUUUAACUUAGACUUAAUUUAUGUAUAUGUACUAUAAUUGGAGAUAGUAAUGCAAAAAAUAGACAUUUUUGUGAACAGUCUAGGUAAUAUGUUUUUUACAUAACUGGCUCCGAUUAAGAUCUCUCAUAUUAGUUUAGGAUAAUUUUAUAAUCAUGUUUUUGUUGUGUAUUUUCGCUCGUAUGAACUAGCUUAGUUCAUAUUGUUUUACAAUGAAUACUAGGCAUUAUAAUAUUACAAGUACCAGCUUGUUAUGAAUACUUAUGUUUUUGGUUUUAAAUUUUGUUUCCUUUAAUACUUUGUAAUAUAUCUAAUGUAAUAUUUGCUACGUUGGUUAUUUCUUAGUGUUAAUCGCUUCGUGGUUAAGAAAUAUGGUAUCUAGUGUAAUAAUAAUUUUUUGUCAAGACUGAUCUUAGGAGUACCUAAAUUUGAGAUGUAUAGUAAUGGUGGUGGGUCCCCAUUAAAAUAGUUUGAUGAUUGCACAUUCUAAUGCUGACAAAACUUAACACUAAUUGAAGAACUGAUAGUCCUGCUGUUAAUUUUAGUAUGUUUGAUUCAUACGUGGUUUCUAUGGAAUGGAUUUUGUAAUAUAAUAGUCUUGUCUAUGAUUACUAAUAAAUAUCUUUGUCUAUUUUUAUUCUAUCUUUUGUCUAUGAUUACUAGUAAAUAUGCCUCUAGCAAAAAACAAUCUGAAUCUGAAAAUUGGCAAAUAAAGUGAUAAACGAAUCUAUGUGGGUAUGUGUUAGUGGGAAACGAAUGAUACGUUAUUGCAACUGCGUGUAAGAACUAAAACGAGAUUAUUUUUUCAUAUGUAAGCCCUAUUGAAGAUGUUUCAUCAAUGUAUUGUAUUAUAAUAUAUUAUAUUUACCUUUUGUCUAUGGGACUGGUUACUAAAAAAAUUAAAUAAUAGACAAUAA
Molecule: messenger RNA, 5111 nt
Organism: Galleria mellonella (greater wax moth)
Lineage: Eukaryota; Metazoa; Arthropoda; Insecta; Lepidoptera; Pyralidae
Exons: 2
Coding region: 204-1937 (577 amino acids)
Molecular function (GO): protein binding
Source: RefSeq, a predicted model, not a curated record